Messenger RNA from Lineus longissimus, 1279 nucleotides. RefSeq names its product thialysine N-epsilon-acetyltransferase-like. The record is from RefSeq and is a predicted model, not a curated record. Gene Ontology annotation, molecular function: N-acetyltransferase activity. The transcript has 5 exons. NCBI's taxonomy places the organism in Eukaryota, Metazoa, Nemertea, Pilidiophora, Heteronemertea, Lineidae. The coding region runs from base 171 to 689 and encodes 172 amino acids.
GCCUAUAAGUAGGCCUCAUGCUGAAUACAUACUGUCCAUUAUCGUAUCUAGUCGUUUUCUGUGGCAGAGUCAACUCUGAGAGUCAAGCUGACAGUGUCACUAAGUCAAGUGUGAGAGUGUAACAGUGUCAAGUGUGAGAGUGUCACAGAGUCAAGUCGGAGAGUGUCAGCAUGUCUGACUCAAGCACUGAAAAUGGCUUUCACAUCAGGGUGUCUGUGUCGGAGGACUGUGAAGCAAUCGUAGAUCUGAUCAAGGAACUUGCCGUUUAUGAAAAUAUGCCAGAGCAGGUCAAGAUCGGUGCUGAUGUGCUACGUCGUGAUGGAUUCGGAGAAGACCGGUACUUCCAUUGUUACGUUGCUGAAGUGCAAGACAAGGGCAAGACUCUUACCGUUGGCUACUGUUUAUAUUUCUUCACCUAUUCAACAUGGGAAGGAAGGAUGAUCUACCUCGAAGAUCUUUAUGUCAAACCGGAAUUCAGAGGACGGGGUAUUGGGAACGCAUUCCUGUCCACGGUCGCAAAGGUGGGCAUUGACAGGGACUGUUGUAGAAUCCACUUCGUCUGCCUCGACUGGAAUAAAAGUUCUAUAGAAUUCUACAAGAGGAAGAAUGGCAUCUGCCUGACAGAGAAGGAGGGUUGGCAGAUGUGGAGAUGGGAUAGGGAGGCUAUGAAACAAAUAGCGCAAGGUUAAGGGAGACUGCAAUAUCAAAACCUCGUCAUUGGCAACGGUUGCUUAGUGACAGACUAGCACCGCAGAGCGUACUUUGAGCUUCGAAGCAAAUGGUAGCUAUUCUGUCCGCUAGGUGGACUCCAGGUCGACUUUUAGUUGGACCAUUCGCGCCAUUCUCCGUGCAGCUCAAAGGAUACUUAGUUUUCUCUCUGCUACCACAGGCUUCCAGCUUGAGAUUACAGGUGCGUCAAAAUACUUGAAUUAGUCAGUCGCCUAUCGACCCAUCCGCCCCCAAUCGUUUGAAUAUCUCAGAAGUAUAUGCAUUGCCUGUUCGAAGCUCUGUGCUCAUAAAUUAACUAGCGGCAGGCGAAGAUCGCUAUGAUUACAGUAUCUUCACGCGUGUCUGAUCCACCCCAAGAAUGGAUUAGAUGGACCACGUGACUUCAAUAAUGGCGGCUAUAUUGUCAGACUAUACAUUCUCCCGCGAAUAUCUUGUUCCAAUGAGUCGCCUCUCCAUUUUGACGCAGGCUCAUAGUCUACAGGUGCGCCGCCUACAGGAACCUUUAAUUGAUAAUGUGAACGUAAGCAGUGUUUGGGACAUGCUUCAUUUU